Messenger RNA from Talaromyces marneffei, 2661 nucleotides. RefSeq lists its product as uncharacterized. The record is from RefSeq and is a predicted model, not a curated record. Gene Ontology annotation, molecular function: protein binding. The transcript has 8 exons. Lineage: Eukaryota; Fungi; Ascomycota; Eurotiomycetes; Eurotiales; Trichocomaceae. Bases 1 to 2661 code for a protein of 886 amino acids.
AUGGCUCUUUUGAAGCUUUUUAAAAGGAAGAAAUCCAAAUCUCAGACUAUAUCAGCUGACCAGAAUGUCAAUCCAACAGAACAACCUUCCCCGGAACAGAUGGGAUUUGUUAUUGCAAAUUCUACCAAUCCUGCGUUUCAAGAAGCGUGGAAGCAGCACUGGAUGGGACUCGAUGACAGCGAAAGGGCUGCUUGGAGUUUCCAAGGACAUAACUCACCGUUGAAAAUGCAAAGGACCAUUGAGGAUAUGGACAAGCUUCACCUUCAAGAGACUGCUAGUAGAAGAAUUGCAGGUCCAACUUUGAGAUUCUUGAGAGCUAUCGAAACAGUGAUGGCCGGUGCCACAAUUGGCAUUCAAGCGUAUCCGGAUGUCAGCUCUAUUAUUGUCGGUAUAAUUCGCGUCGUAAUCAACGUCGCAGUCAAAUACUUCGAGUAUUACGAAAAGUUGAGCAAAAUGUUAGAGGAGCUUGUGGACGACAUACAAGUGUUGGAUUUGUUCACACAAAAUAACGCAAACUCACCCGAGUUACAUGAUACUCUUGUCGCUCUUUAUACAAAUAUACUUGCCUUCUGUCGACAUGCACGUCGCGUUUUCCAUAUCCAGGGUGCAAGUAGCUUGGCUGUCUUAGUAAAAGUUCAGUGGGCACCAUUCGAGGAGGAAUUCGGGGAGAUUCGGGCAAAUUUGAAUCGCUAUACUGCAAAACUAGAUAGGGUAACCGCUGCGAUCACAAUGAAUACGGCAUUAGCCAUCAGAGAAGAGUCAAAGAAAACGUCUUCGAGCUAUGCACAAAACGAAAGAAAAGAAUUUCUGGACGGGAUAUGCGGCGACAGGAUCGAAGAAAUUCACAAUAUGAUUUGUGAACAGCGACUAGCAGAUACUGGGUCAUCUAUCUUCAGACAUAGCGUAUAUGAGAAAUGGGUCUCCGAACAAUGUACAGGACCUCUAUGGAUAUAUGGAGCAGCUGGCACUGGCAAAAGCGUCCUUGCGUCGAUGGUCAUAGACCACUUCAGCCAAGACAGCAAUCAGAAAGAUCAUGCGGUGGCAUAUGUUUACAUCAAAGGAGAGGAUACGACUCUACGAGGUUCUCCUAGCCGAAUAGUCUCGAUGCUCAUCAAACAGCUUUGCUGGAAAUUGGAAACACUCCCUAGUCAAACAUUGGAUUAUUAUCGCCAAUGCAAAAAGGACGCGCGCCUUCCUGUGCUGAAUAAGCUAGAAACAAUGUUCAUUGAAUGCGCUGGCUCUCUGAGCCGCGUAGUCGCGAUCAUUGAUGGAUUGGAUGAAUGCGAAGAGAAAUCUCGAAAGCCUAUAUUGGAUUUUAUUAUUGCAGCAAGUCAACAAACCGACUGCAAAUUUCUCGUUACUAGUCAAUGGGAGUGGGACAUCGAGCGUGCCUUUCGCCGUACGAAAUCACUGAUCAUUCCAGACAUGACUUCAGAUCUGAAAGAUAUUGCUAGAGUUGUCAAAUAUCGCGUGGAGAAGGAACUAGGACACCUCAGCUUGGAUACUCAGGAAUACCUCACCCAACAGCUAGUCGAGAAAUCGGGUGGAAUUUUUCUGUGGAUCGAUUUUCAGCUUAAUGACCUCGCACAGGUAAUAGAGCAUGACGUAAAAGCGCAGUUAAGUGUUCUGCCAUCCGAUUUGCAAGCAACCUAUAUCCAGUAUCUUCGAAAAAUAAACGCUCAGCCGAUCACAAACAAGAAACUUGCCCAACGUUGCUUCUUAUGGGCUUUUUAUACAGAUCGUUUAUUGAGUAGCGGCGAAUUCUUGGACGCAAUUGCUCUGGUAAACGAUCAUGAGAAAGUAAAGUACAACGCCUUUGAUCUUAUGGCUAUCACAAAAAAGCUUAUCCGGGUUACUAACAUUAUAUUUCCACGCGUGAGACCCGUUCAUUUUUCUUUGAGGGAGUUUGCGGUGAAUUUACAAUCAGAGCUGCCUCUGGAACUGCAGAGUAUGAUUCCUGAUAACGAAACAGCAAAUGCUCGCUUAGCCAUUGAGUGUCUUCAGCACUUAUUGGCGGACAUACCUCCUGAAGAAUUUAUGAGAAAUAUAUUACCUUAUUGUGGCAGCCACUUUGACACUCAUAUCCGACGCCUUACCACAAUACCGGAGGAAAUUCUACAAAUACUCGAUCGCAUCUUGUUCACUGAGGAACACAAGCUGUUGAAAAUUCUAAUCUGGCGCUGGCCGGUUCCAAUUGGAGAAGAACUGGAGCCAGAAUUUGGUUGUAUUGGUAACCCGCAGUCGAUUGAUCCUAUGUUUUUCUUGCGGUGCACCAAAUUGUAUCAGAUACCUGCCAUUCGCUCGCGCUAUGCAACGAUUGAGCGUAUCGAAGCUUAUCCUGAUGGAUACCUGCAUAUUGCAGCAAUGACCGGAUUAGAUGACGUCGUUGGUGAAUUGAUUGAGCGAGGUGUUGACCCAAAUCGAGAGGACACCGGUUCCUUUACGGCGCUACAAGCUCUGAGCGAUGCCGAAGAGUGUUCGGAGACAAUUGUCAUAAUGCUACUUAAAGCAGGAGGAGACCCCUAUAAGGCCACGAAGAGCGGAAGAUCACCCUAUGAACAUGCUCAGAACCGCAAACGAGAGAAAUUUGUGCAGAUUCUGAGCGAGUUCAAAGGCUUAAAAGCUAUUGAAACGUCGGAGAACGGUGUCGUUGACGAGUAA